This is a messenger RNA of Cavia porcellus (domestic guinea pig), 3628 nucleotides long. It is a transcript of the gene Prelp, whose product is annotated as proline and arginine rich end leucine rich repeat protein. Gene Ontology annotation, molecular function: protein binding; heparin binding. The transcript is spliced from 3 exons. NCBI's taxonomy places the organism in Eukaryota, Metazoa, Chordata, Mammalia, Rodentia, Caviidae. Bases 184 to 1338 code for a protein of 384 amino acids. Gene Ontology annotation, cellular component: extracellular exosome. The record is from RefSeq and is a predicted model, not a curated record.
CCACCCCAAUAGGAUCUGGUGGAAGAAAAAGUCAGGCAAACACACAGGCACACGCCACUGGCAGAUCAGAACUUCUAGCCGGCUCUCUGCUGCCACAGCUCCACCAAAAGGGUGGGGAGGAGGAGAAGGCCCGACCCAGAGCCCAGAGGAGAGGCAGGUGUGCUCAGGUGUAUUACCUGGAUCAUGAGGUCAUCCCUCUGCUGGCUCCUCCCACUUCUCAUCUUGGCCUCUGUGGCUCAAGGCCAGUCUACAAGAAGACAAAGACCUGGGCCUGGGCCCGGUCGCAGGCCCCGGCCCCGGCCCCAACCCACACCCACACGCAGCUUUCCUCAGCCCCAUGAGCCAGCAGAGCCCACAGACCUGCCUCCUCCGCUCCCUCCGGGUCCUCCAUCUAUCUUUCCUGACUGUCCCCGGGAAUGCUACUGUCCCCCUGAUUUCCCCUCAGCUCUCUACUGUGAUAGCCGCAACCUGCGCACCGUCCCUGUCAUCCCACCCCGCAUCCACUACCUCUAUCUCCAGAACAACUUCAUCUCUGAGCUGCCAGUGGAGUCCUUCAAAAAUGCCACAGGCCUGAGGUGGGUCAACCUGGACAACAACCGCAUCCGCAAGGUGGACCAAAGGGUGCUGGAGAAGCUCCCGGGCCUCGUGUUCCUCUACAUGGAGAAAAAUCAGCUAGAGGAGGUACCCGCGGCCCUGCCCCCAAGCUUGGAGCAGCUCAGGCUGAGCCAGAACCUCAUCUCCAGGAUCCCACCUGGCGUCUUCAGCAAACUGGAGAAACUGUUGCUCCUUGAUCUGCAGCACAACAAGCUGAGCGACGGAGUCUUCAAGCCUGACACCUUUCAGGGCCUCAAGAACCUCAUGCAGCUCAACCUGGCCCACAACAUCCUGAGAAAAAUGCCUCCCAAGGUGCCUGCAGCCCUUCACCAACUCUACCUGGACAGCAACAAGAUCGAGACCAUCCCCAGUGGAUACUUCAAGGGUUUCCCCAACCUGGCCUUCAUUCGGCUGAACUACAACAGGCUGUCAGACCGAGGGCUUCCUAAGAACUCCUUCAACAUCUCCAACCUGCUGGUGCUGCACCUGUCCCACAACAAGAUCAGCAAGGUGCCUGCUAUCAGCAACAAGCUGGAGCAUCUGUACCUCAACAACAACAGCAUCGAGAAAAUCAAUGGGACACAGAUUUGCCCCGGCAACCUGCUGGCCUUCCAGGACUUUUCCUCAGAUCUGGAGAAUGUGCCACACCUGCGCUACCUGCGGCUAGACGGGAACUACCUAAAGCCGCCCAUCCCGCUAGACCUCAUGAUGUGCUUCCGUCUGCUGCAGUCCGUGAUCAUCUAGGCCCUGCCCCGGCUGGAUACCCUCUGACUGCACUUGAAGGCUGGUGGCCCAGGCGCUUGGCCCACCGUUUCUUUCUCCCUUUCAUUCCUCCUAUGCCUCUCCUAUCUCCCCUUUCUGAGGACAGGAAAUGCCAUGUGCUCUGCUGCAGCUCUGGAGCAAGAUUUCCCAGGGCUUUAUUCAGUCCUCCCAGUUUGAAGGCACCCCCUGCACACACGCCCAAACUACUCCUGGGCAAUGCGGGGCCAUGGACUGAUGUCUGACCUUGAUUCUGGCCAAGUGUGAAGCAGAAGAUGGUCCAGGGAAGCUCACAUGUGCCCUUCUGAAAGGCCCUCUGGAGACUCCUCAGGCCCUGACACCUCUGCCUUAAAGAGGCUGAGAACCUCAGGUCUCCUCAACCUUCUUCCCAAAUUGCCGCUCCAUCACUGUUCCCUGACACUGCACAGCUGCGUUCUGCAGGAAGGAAGCGCAAGAGGUGGGACACAGGGCCACAAAGCCCUGCAUUUGGCCAUCUCUCCACAGGGAAGAGUUGGAAGCCGCUCCUUCUUUUCAGGGAAAACAUGGCGCACAUCCUCCUGGCUGGGCCUCAGAGAGGAACAACCACGGUAGAGAAGAGCAACUUAAGGAGCUAGGAAUUAGCUGGAAGAGGGCAGGGGUCAGAGCCCCAGCAUGGGCCAAUACUUUGGGUGUGGAUGAGUCUAGCGGUGCCCCUCCCCCAACCUCAAUGAGAAGCAUGAGGCCCCGGGGAACAGAGUGUUCACACAGGAGGGUCAAGAGGUCCAGCCCCACCCAACCAUCUGUUUUCUGUUAGUGUGGAUGGCCCAGUCAUUUCCACCACCACCAAUUCCCCACCCCCAUGGGGAGUGGUCUUAGAGACAGGGAAGAAGGGGUGGAGCAUCUGGAAAUCUCCCAGAAGUCUCUUCUGCCUGAAAACUGCCCUAUCUCCAAGUCAGACACAUCAGUGACACCUGGUGGCUGUGGAAAGUCACAAGUGAUCCAGUCUUUUCACUGGGGUGAUUGGGGUAAUGUUCCAAGGAGCUGGUGUAGGGUCUCAGUUUGGAAAAGCUGUGGGUGAUAGGAAUGGUGGUGCUCUCCUCUAGAGUAUAAAGGGUCAAAAGUCCACAGAGAGAGAGCACAGAUGGGAAGCCUUUGGGAGCCGAGGUACAGAUGCAGUUUAACCUUGACCGUGCCGGCUCCCUUCCACUGUGAACUAUCGCAUCUGUAAACCCAGGCCAGUGGUGGCCUGCUCUGAGAUCCCCCCAGCAUUGUGGGCCAAGUGUUCUGGUCUGCUCUCUAAAGCAUACCCUGAUGCAGGACAAGUCCUAAAAGAUAUCCUCUCCCUUGCAGUAAUUUAUGGACUGUCUCUCCCCAGAGAAACUUCUCCAACCUUCUUACUUGGCUCUGGUUAGCUGGGCAGGUCUCCAAGAAGAGCCCUCACCUUCACCCCUUCCUUCUUCUUAGGGGUGCUGCCCCUCCAUAGUCCCCUGGUGUAUAUGCUGGUGGGGAAUAUUGGAAGGAGGAGGAUCUAGAAAUGAGUGAGACGCAGUACCCAGCCUCAAGUUAGAAUGAGAAAUGCUCCCGAGGUUCUCAAAGAAUUGGAUUACACAGGGCCCCGAACUUCAAAGAAUCCCCAUCACCUUCUUGCUCAACUGUCUCUUCUGCUAAAUAUAGAACGCAGUACCUGCUUCAUCAUAGCCCUCCCUGCUUCCGUCCCCUGCUGCUUGCUGGUUUCUCCAAGGCUUAUGCUUAAAGUCAGUAUAUUAGUAUGGCUGUAAGCAACCUGGUGCUAUGCCUGGAUAAACCCCUUUCCACUCCUUAUUCACACCUAAAACCUCAAUCCUUUUGAUGAGGCCCUUUGGUGAGCAUAGCCCCUGCGGCUUUCAGAGGGAGCCUGGUCCUGCAAACCUGAACGUUUUGUUUCAGCAGCCACAUGAUCACCAUCAUGCCAUUGCCCCAUCCCUCCACUGCUCUCCGCAGCUCUAACUCAGAGGAGUGAGAGUCCUCUUCAUCGGUACCUCCAUCCCUGCAUACACACAUACACAUAUUCACAUGCAGAGUGGUUUCCCUGGAGUUUAGAAAGUCCUGCCUGCUGACACAAGUUCAUUGCAUCAGUGCUGCUGGCAUCUGCAUGUACCGGUCAGUGCUUCGGGCAUGUACAGAUUCGGGUGUGUAAGUAGUGUGUAAAUGCACUCUGUACAUGUAUCUAUUCUCUCUUGCAGACCAUGUUAACUUUGAACCAACUUUCUCAUUUCAACAUGCUUCACAGCAGAGGAAAUAAAGUAAUAUGAAAACA